Molecule: messenger RNA, 4336 nt
Organism: Oncorhynchus masou masou (cherry salmon)
Lineage: Eukaryota; Metazoa; Chordata; Actinopteri; Salmoniformes; Salmonidae
Product: small conductance calcium-activated potassium channel protein 2-like
Exons: 4
Coding region: 216-554 (112 amino acids)
Biological process (GO): potassium ion transmembrane transport
Cellular component (GO): plasma membrane; neuronal cell body; neuron projection
Molecular function (GO): calmodulin binding; small conductance calcium-activated potassium channel activity
Source: RefSeq, a predicted model, not a curated record
GCUACAGGAAGAGACAAGAAUGCACGAUCGUGAGGUGACAAGAGCAGCUGUUGCUUCGCGAGGUGAAAAACACAGCUGCCAAUGUACUCAGAGAGACAUGGCUUAUCUACAAACACACCAAGUUAGUCAAGAAGAUCGAUCACGCCAGGGUACGCAAACAUCAGCGCAAAUUUCUGCAAGCCAUUCACCAACUGCGCAGAGUCAAACUGGAACAGAUGAAACUCACCGACCAGGCUAACACACUUGUGGAUCUAGCCAAGACUCAGAACAUGAUGUACGACCUGGUGUCUGACCUGCAGCUGCGCAGCGAGGAGCUGGAUAGGAGGAUUGGUAGUUUGGACGACAAACUGGACUCCAUCCUAGUCAAUCUGCAGGCCCUACCCAGCCUGCUCUCCCAAGCGGUCACACAGCAGCACAAGGACUUCCUGGAUGGCUUGGCCCACCGUGUACGGAAAGCCUCGUCGGAAUCUGAGCUUCACUGGGUUCCCGCUAGGUGCCAACGGUCCCUUUCCACUGCACCACAGACCGACCAUACCUUACAGCUGACAGCCUAGCCACAUUGCCACGAUUGUGACAUUAAAUGGAUUUAUUUAAUUGUGUAUUUCAUACUACCCAUGGGACAGGGGCAUUCUAUCCUCUGACAAUGCAUUUGAGCAUGGUUAUAUCUCUCCAGCCCCAUCCCUCAGCUGUUUACUAAAAGUAGUAGCGGGCGGACGGUUUGUUUUCUUCAAAAUCCUGGAUUGCCAGUCUGUGUACCUGGGCCAUUCUUGAAUAACGGUGGCAUUUUAGGAAAAAGUCACUUUUUUGUGCAGUCCCCCCCAAAAAGGGAAAAAUGCUAGUCUUAAUAAAAUCUCAUUACACCAUCGUGCUAGGGCGGCUAAUGCUGCCCCCGUAUUAGCCACCCUAACUAUUUCCCGCUACGUUACCUGCGUUGGGACACCAAAGACCAGACAACAUAAUUUGGCAAAACUUGGGGCUGUCUCAUUAAGUUCUAAACGAUGCUUCAGAUUUAUACCCCGUGACGUGUCUGGGUUUCCCCUUUUGUCUGUGGUGUAACCACCUGCAUUAUAGCUGUCAAAUCAGUGAGCUGCUUUUGUAGUAGUCAUGAAACCACACCCGCUUUAGAAGUUUAGAACGAGAAACUGCAGGCUAUAUAGAAAUAAUGACAAUUACAUUUAAAAUGAUUAAAUAUCAAGGAUUUAUCAGACUAAAUCGGUGUACAUUACAUCACACAUUCCAGUGUUUGAACUUAUAACAGUUGCAUGGAAUUUCUACUCAGUUCAUUCCAUGGCAAUGUCCGCGAUAGAUAACGUCAAGAGCGGCUUGUAGAUUUGACAGGUCGAACAUUACACAUCUGACACCGUCUAAACAAAAGCAAUGAAAAGCCACAUAUGCAUUUGUCAGCUAAAUGUGGGUUAGGGUUAGGGUUAGAGAGAGUACCAAGAGUCAUAAUACCUAGUGGUCAAACAGGGAAAUGGUUCCAAUUGUUUUUUCCACCAUUACAUUUUCCCCAUAGUUGAUUUGAGAAAACUUCAAAUUAGGGUUGUGUUCCAUGCAGGCUUACCCUGGCGUGACAUUUUGAUAACCAUGUAAAUCUCUCUAGGACAAGGUGACAAUAUAUUUGUCUGUAUUUACCUCCCCAAAAUUAAAAGCUAAUUAGCUGCUAAUGUGGCUAUUAUAAAAUAACUACAAAUGCCGUAAUGAUCUGGACGAGACUGCCGAAUUGAGGCAAAGGUAAGAAUCUCUGGAUUAAUAACAAUGUAAUGUUUGCUAAAUGUAGUAAUGGAUAAAUAGGCUACAUUUCUUUAAAAAUGGACAAUCUGUAAACUGUCUUGUGCAAGUUUUAUAUUGGACAAUACCCGCUUGCAGGGAUUUGUAGUUUGCAUGGGAAAAAUGAAUGUUGGUAAAACAAUUGGAACCAUUUUCUUGUUAGACCACUAGGUUUUGUGGGUACUCUGACACACUGUGGGGCUCUAUUAUGGCCGGGAUUCAAUGCGAUUGCGCUUUGUCAGAAACAUACCUUUUAAAGGCGCAUGUGUUCCUGCAUUCACGGAACCGCAUCACAGAGGUAUAAUAAGAACAUUCUGCGUUCAUGGUAGAUGCUGCAUAUGUCCGCUCAAUCGCAAACUACCUGUAAAUGGCACAUUGUCGACAAAGCGCGAUUGGAUUAAAUCCCGGCCUAAAUUUUCCAUAUAAUUUUUUUGUUUUACUAUAAAGUAGUCAAACAUGUUUUUUGAAGACCACAUUUAUUGAAAAGACAAUCAAAAGAAAUCUAAAGAAAUUAGAAACAAUCCUUAGUAAAGAAAAAAUAUAUAUAAAUUACAAGCAAUCUACAUCUCUGCAACAAAAAACAAAAACAUUUCCAGAGAAGAAUCUUACUGAGGGUUGGGAGAUUAGAUUUUGUGGCAACAAUCUACAAACAAAGACAUAGAAAAUUGUAAUAAAAUGUUAACCAACAGGCUUUGUUUUGCAUUCAGUUAGGUAUUAACUUUAUUAUAAUUCUCUAUACGUAACAAAUACACACAUUUCCCUGAGGAAACAAUUCCACUGGAAGUUCUACAGACUCAGUGGCUGAUAUGUUCUAAAUGCCUCAAUGGUUCGUUUCAAACACUUAAUAAAAAAAAAACAGGUGAUUACAGAUGUCAACAACCGGUAUAAUGUACCUUUUAAGAGCAUAGAGUUUCAGCAUACACUUCAUUGCUAUGAUAUAGCCAUAUCUGGGUCAAAUAUGAUUUAUCAGAAAAACAAUUUGUAAGUUUUAGGGUUAUCAUUAUUGAUUCAAAGUUGAAGCAUUAAGGUGCAUGGUUAUGACUGUUGAGAGAAUCAUUCCCCUAGCAGCAAAACAAUCGUCUCUAGAGGAGAGGGGUUGUGAUAUCCACAGCAAUGCACACUCUUCAGCCUGUACAUUAUGAUUUUACAUACAGACUGUGUAUAAAAAUAUUUUAGGUGCCAGGUGCUAGUGAAAACGAACAUUCAACUAAAGAUUGUCAGAAUAUUUCUGCCCAGAAACAAUAUUUGUCAAACUGAGGUGCCAAUACAAUGCCUUCGGAAAGUAUUCACACCCAUUUACUUUUUACACAUUUUUGCUGGAGUGAGAGUUUUUGGUCAACGAUCCACACACAAUACUCUGUCAAAGUAGAAGAAAAAUAAUAUAUUUAUAUAACAAAUAUUUAUUGAUUAGAUAAGUAUUCAAUACGUUAGAAUCACCUUCGGCAGCAAUUACAUCUGUGAGUGUUUUGGGGUAAGUCUAAGAGCUUUGCAUACCUGGCUUGUACAAUAUUAGCCUAUUAUGCCAUUUAAAAUUCUUCAAGCUCUGUCAAAUUGGUUGUUGAUGAUUGCUGGACAGCCAUUUUCAAGUCCUGCCACAGACUUUCAAGCAGAUUUAAGUCAAAACUGUAAUGAGGAACAUUCAAUGUUGUCUUGGUAAGCAACUGCAGUGUAUAUUUGGCUUUGUUUUUUUAGGUUAUUGUCGACAGGUGAAUUUGUCUCCCAGGAAAGCAAAUCAGGUUUUCCUCUAGGAUUUUGCCUGUGCUUAGCUCUAGUUCAUUUAUCUUGAUCCUAAUUAACUCCCUGGUCUUCACCAAUGACAAGCAUACCCUAACAUGAUGCAGCCACCACCAUGCUUGAAAAUAUGAAGUGUGGUACUCAGUGAUGUGCUGGAUUUGCGUCAAACAAAACACUUUGUAUAUAGGUCAAAACGUUCUUUACCAAGUGUUUUGCAGUAUUGCUUCAGUGCCUUGUUGCAAACAGGAUGUAUGUUUUUGAAUGUUUUUAUUCUGUACAGGCUUCCUUCUUUUCACUCUGUCAAUUAAGUUAGUAUUGUUGGGUAACUACAAUGUUGUUGAUCCAUCCUCAGGUUUCUCCCAUCACAGUCAUUAAACUCACAAUUUUAAAAAUCAGUAUUGGUCUCAUGGCGAAAUCCCCGAGCGGUUUCCUUCCUCUCCGGCUACAGAGAUAGGAAGAACACCUGCAUCUUUGUAGUGACUGGGUGUAUUUAUACAUCCAAAGUGUAAUUAAUAACUUCACCACCCUCAAAUAUUGUCUGCUUUUUGUUUUCUACCAAUAGGUGCCCUUUUUUGCGAGGCAUUGGAAAACCUCCCUGGUCUUUGUUGUUGAAUCUGUGCUUGAAAAUGACUUUUGAACUGAGGGACCUUCCAGAUAAUUGUAUGUGUGGGGUAGUCAUUCAACAAUAAUGUUAACAACUAUUAUUGCAUGCAACUUAAGCACAUUUGUACUCCUGUACGUAUUUAGGCUUGCCAUAUGAAAUGGGUUGAAUAGUUGACUCAAGACAUUUCAGAUUUUCAUUUUUAAUUAAUUUGUCAAAUAAAUUCUAAAA